AUGCAAAUACCUAAAAGUUUCUUGAAUCAAUGGCAAUUUCCCAAUUGCGUCGGAGCCAUAGAUGGCAAACAUAUUUCUAUACAGUGCCCUCCAAAAACUGGCUCUCAAUUUUACAGCUCUUAUAAAAAAAGAUUUUCUAUAAUUCUCAUGGCUGCAUGUGAUGCUAAAUAUCGCUUUACAUGGAUGGAUGUUGGUGAUUACGGAUCUCAAAAUGAUGGAGGUGUGUGGGCAAAUACUACUUUCGGUCAGGCUAUAGAUGUAGAUGAAAUUGAUUUCCCUUUUCCAAAGGAGCUUCCUGGCAGUGACGUUAUCCUUCCCUUUACUUUUGUCGCCGAUGAAGCAUUCCCACUUGGCAUCCAUAUGAUGCGUCCAUAUGCCAGAACAUACAGAAAUUUUGGAGAUGCAGAAAGAAUUUUUAAUUACAGACUCAGUCGUGCUAGACGUGUCAUUGAAAAUGCGUUUGAGAUUAUGUCAUCGAGGUGGCGUAUCUUGAGAAGAGAUUUGUGCUGUACACCAGAAACAGCAGAACAUAUUGUAAAAGCAAUUGUAUGUCAUCAUAAUUUUCUGAUGAUAUCUGAACAGAAUUUAGCACCAUUGAAGAGAAUCUACUGCCCUGCAUCUAUGUUGGAUAGGGAAGGAAUAGAUGGAAAUGUUAUUCAAGGUAACUGA
This is a messenger RNA of Solenopsis invicta (red fire ant), 669 nucleotides long. Its product is annotated as protein ANTAGONIST OF LIKE HETEROCHROMATIN PROTEIN 1-like. NCBI's taxonomy places the organism in Eukaryota, Metazoa, Arthropoda, Insecta, Hymenoptera, Formicidae. Bases 1 to 669 code for a protein of 222 amino acids. The transcript is spliced from 2 exons. The record is from RefSeq and is a predicted model, not a curated record.